Ostrea edulis (European flat oyster) is the source of this 3007-nucleotide messenger RNA. RefSeq names its product dentin sialophosphoprotein-like. Bases 59 to 2782 code for a protein of 907 amino acids. The transcript is spliced from 7 exons. The record is from RefSeq and is a predicted model, not a curated record. Lineage: Eukaryota; Metazoa; Mollusca; Bivalvia; Ostreida; Ostreidae.
UUCGCAGCGAAGCCAAACGAAGUCGUCGAAGGCGGUAAAAUUUAACAGAAGGAAUUGCAUGGUUAAUGUCGUAAUGGAUAAAGGUGCAUGCACAACCCAGAAAAUUUGUUUCAAAGUAUUCUGCAAUGAACAGAAAGCUAAAAUGCAGAUGAAAUACCCAUUUUUGAAAAAAUCGCAGAUAAAUCAAAAGAUAAAAGAACGCUGGAAGAAAAUGGACACUGCAGAAAAAAUGUGUUAUACAAAGACAGUACUCUCGCCACCAAAAUUCAAGAGGAAUGGCCAACUUAACAAUCCGCAGACUGGUAAAGUUGCUCAGAAGUCCAAUAGAAAUAAAGGAACUAGAGGCAAGUCACCUGCAGUCCGAGCCAAUGUUGGAAAUGAUGUCUUUUCAGUUUUGAAACAGAAUCAAACUGAACGCAGAACAGAAAUGAACAAAAUGUCAUGCACUGAUAGUCAAAUUGAACACAGAACAGAAAAAAGAAAAGUGUCACACACUGAUGAUUUGAAAGAUGAUGUAAAUGCUAACAGUGAAUCAACAAGUAAGAUGCUAGGAAGGAAGACAGUGCCAUGGAAAGGGAGACCAACUGAAGGUAAAACAGGUUUGUGGAGCGAUUCAUCAUCUCCUGACAGGAAUUAUGGGGAAAAGACCAAAAUUACAAAGAAAAAGAAUGUACAGGGAAUUUUAAAGCCAAAUGGUGACACUCCAACCAGGCACAGGGCAAAGAACCGAGUUUCAUUUGGAAAUUUGCCAUCUGCAAUUUCAUCUCCUGCGAACUUUGGUGACUGUAAUGCAGGUGACUCAGACGAUAAUGACAGUGUGCAACUUUUACAUAGGACUGAUGAAGACAUGUAUGAUUUUGAAAAAAUAGCCAGGUAUGACUUGUGUGUAGAAGAGGAUAAUUAUGCUAGACCAAAUCAACAAUCAUUAAAGGAGGGUAUUCAACAAACAGAUGAAAAAAUAACAGGGUGUAAAAAAAGAGUCACCAAGGGAAAGCUAACAGAAGGUGAAAAAACACAAGAUGGGACAGUUGAAGGUAAACUGUUAUCUCCAUUGACAGAUGGGUUGUCUCAAUAUAUCACUUCACCUUUGGAAAAAGAAAUUGCUCCCCAGAUGGAUAGAUAUGUGACACAGCAAAAACUUACGGAGGGUAAGAAAGCAUGUUCCCUGAAAGCUUCAUCAACCACAGAGCCUGCCAGAGGGAGCAAAAGAAGACACCGAGGUUUAGGAAAUAGAAUUAAGUCUGAUGACAAACAAACUCCAGAAUCUGACUCAUUGACAGAAUCUUUCCCAGAGAGUGAUUCUAUUGCAAGCCAAGAUAGAUUGGAGAGAAACAUGCAUUUACUCUCAGAGAAGUUGUUUAAUUUAGAGAAUACAAGCAAAGCCUUUUCAAAUGAAACGGAUGAUUCCACAGUUGAAAGCCAGAGUAGUGUGAAAGAGAUUUGUAACUCAGCAAACAUGUUUAGAGAUUCAACUCUGCUACCACAAAGGAAAAGAAAAAAUGUCCAAAAUGAUAUGAAAAAUAAGAUACUGAAAGAUUUUAGCUCUAAUUCUGAUUCAGGUUUUAAUCUUAAGAGUAAAUCCAAGAAAAAAUCAGGAGAGUCUCCAGAAUUGCAAAAGAAUACAGCAACAUUAACAUCUACUCUUUCUACUCUGGGAAAGGAUAGAAAAUCUAAGAGGACAAAGCAAGCUAUUGAUGAAAAAAGCUCAUUACAGCAAAGUAAAGAAUCAAAAAAGUUGAAAAGCCCAGAAAGAAGAAUGGAUGCUGAUAUCCUAAUUUCUGAAUCACCCCCAAAAAUGAUGAACUUUGAAAGAAAUUUCUACACAGAAGGUCCGUCUUUAUAUUUCAAUGACAAUUCAAGUAAUGACAGUGACAAUUCUUCAACUGAGGUAGACAGAGAGCAAACAAAUAAAGUUCUGGUGUCAGCAAUACUCAGAAUGCAGAGAGCUGUACAAUAUGAGGGUACUUCUGAUGCAGGAACCAGUUCACCAUCUCUAUCUGGAAUCAGCCAGCUUUCUUAUAUGGCGUCGUGUGAAGACAGUACUUCGGAUUCAACAGAAAUGGUUAAAGAUGUCUGUACAGAAGCAGAAAUCCAGUAUGUUCAGAGUAUCACAGAUAUCUCUGAUGUUGAACAAAGUGCCACAGACAACACCAACAGCCAGGAGACUGCGAACUGUCAAAAUCAGAUACCAAUUCCUAAAUCCGCUCCAAGUCAAAUGGAAAAUGAAGAUCAAGACUGCAAAGAAUUGGAAAUCAUGAAUGUCCCUCACAAUCAUGAAAAGGAGAUGUUCUUCCCAGCCUCCUCUACCAAAACUCUUUCUGAUAUGCUGUCGUGUGAAGACAGUUCUUCCGAUUCAACAAUACAUGAUGAAGAAAUGGUUAAAGAUGUCUGUACAGAAGCAGAAAUCCAGGAUGUUCAGAGUAUCACAGAUAUCUCUGAUGUUGAACAAAGUGCCACAGACAACACCAACAGCCAGGGGACUGCGAACUGUCAAAAUCAGAUACCAAUUCCUAAAUCCGCUCCAAGUCAACUGGAAAAUGAAGAUCAAGACUGCAAAGAAAUCAUGGAUGUCCCUCACAAUCAUGAAAAGGAGAUGUGCUUCCCAGCCUCCUCUACCAAAACUAAGGAUUUUGGUGGAGGUGAUGAAGAUGUUUUUCAGAUGUUUUCGAAAAUCAGUCCAUCCAAGGCAAAAAGCAUACAAGGAAAGAGAUUCAUCACAAGCUCCAGAUAUGAGGGUAGAAGCAACUUCACAGAUUUGUUUCAUGACAAUGACCUAUUCUGAUUCUGUGGUGUUUUUUUCUAAAUUUCACACAUUAUUUAUUUUUUGAAGAUAGAGUUCACAAUUAAAAACUAAAAAGCUUCAUUUGAGAUGCAUUUUAUGUAAAGUUAAUGACAAAGUAUGUUUCAUUAAGUUUCUUUCACCUGCUGUUCAGUUGAUUUGUGAAUGAUCAAUUUUGUUGAGAAUGUUUAUUAUUAAAGGUGACAUAUAAAGCCUUUGAAUUCCAAA